Molecule: messenger RNA, 930 nt
Organism: Phascolarctos cinereus (koala)
Lineage: Eukaryota; Metazoa; Chordata; Mammalia; Diprotodontia; Phascolarctidae
Product: olfactory receptor 4C12-like
Biological process (GO): G protein-coupled receptor signaling pathway
Cellular component (GO): membrane
Molecular function (GO): G protein-coupled receptor activity; olfactory receptor activity
Source: RefSeq, a predicted model, not a curated record
AUGGAAGACAGGAACAAUGUGACUGAAUUCAUCCUCUUAGGUCUUAUAAAGAAUCCUGAGAUGCAGAAAGUCUUAUUUGUUAUAUUUUUAAUCACCUAUAUCAUUACUGUGAUGGGCAAUGUUCUCAUUGUGAUCACCAUAACCUCUAGCCAGACUCUGAAUUCUCCAAUGUAUUUCUUUCUUUCUUUCUUGUCCUUAAUUGAUGCCUGCUAUUCAUCUUCAAUUGUCCCCAAAAUGCUUGCAGAUUUACUGUGUGAAAAGAAAAUCAUUUCUUUCAAUGGGUGCAUGACACAAGUAUUUAUUGAACAUGUUUUGGGUGCCUCUGAGAUUGUCCUCCUCAUUGUAAUGGCCUUUGACAGAUAUGUGGCUAUCUGCAAGCCCCUGCAUUACACUACUAUAAUGAAUCAUCAUUUAUGUUGUCUGCUUGUGGUAUUGGCUUGGACAGUGGGCUUCCUUCAUUCAACAGGACAAAUCCUUAUCACACUGUGGCUCCCAUUCUGUGGACCUAAUGUCAUAGAUCACUUUUUGUGCGACAUUGUCCCUGUGAUCCAACUUGCCUGCACAGACACAUUCAUGGUUGGUCUGCUCGUUGCUGCAAAUGGAGGAUUAAUUUCCAUGAUUAGCUUUGUUAUGUUGAUGUGCUCUUAUGUUAUUAUCCUGUGCUCCCUGAAAAGUUACAGCUCUGCAGGGAGAAGCAAAGCUCUCUCAACUUGUAGUUCCCACAUUACUGUUGUCGUCUUGUUUUUUCUUCCAUGCAUUUUCAUGUAUCUUCGACCAGUGACCACCUUCCCAAUGGAUAAAGCUGUGACUAUAUUUUUCACUCUCAUCACCCCCAUGCUAAACCCAUUUAUCUACACAGUGAGGAAUGCAGAGGUAAAAAAUGCCAUGAGAAAGCUGUGGAGCAGAAAAGUUGUUUCAGAUUACAAAUGA